Messenger RNA from Mesorhabditis spiculigera, 741 nucleotides. Lineage: Eukaryota; Metazoa; Nematoda; Chromadorea; Rhabditida; Rhabditidae. The record is from the annotation of a GenBank genome assembly.
AUGAGUAGGCUCUCAUUCAUCUUAGAGAACCUUCUGCGCCUAGACGAGCUCGUCACCCAUUUCCGCACCACCGGCAAGUCGUUGCCGAACGGCUCGAACGAGCUGUUCACCUUGCGAAAGGCCAAGCUGCGACAGCCCGAACUGCUCGAGCACGGCCGAGUGGAGCAGCACGAGGCGGUCGGCGACCUCGAUCUCUACACCGUCUACAGGGGCACAUUCAGGAUGGGAAACGACGCGGUGGCGGUGGCCGUGAAGAAGCUGAAAGCGGACUUUGUGGGCGAUCCCAAGAAGAAGGCGAAAUUCCUCACCGAAGCCUACAGCUUGCUCAAGAUUCGCGACGUUUGGGCGUUCGGGGUGUUGUGCUGGGAGGUGUAUGCGGAUGGCGGCGCUGACCCGUACCCUGGCAUGACCAACCAGGAGGUCCGGCUCAUGCUGCUCGAGGGCACCGGCCGCCGGAUGGUCAUCCCCGACGAGUUCCCAAAUUUCAUCCGGAAGGUGUUGGAGAAGUGCUGGGAGGAGAUCUGGUGCGAGCGCCCGUCGUUCAAGCGGCUUGUUCGCUACCUGGAGAAGGUGCAGAACACCAUGGCCGCCGAGCUCGAGCAGGUAGCUGCCGAGGAAGGGGCCCCUGACGGUGACGGCGUCCCGGCUGACCAUGACGGUGAUGACGGUGUAGAUGAUCAGGGCAGCGGUUACAACGAUGGCCAGCAAGUUGAUGAGAACCACCUGGCCGAGAGCGACUGC